GUCACCACGCCCUUCGGCGCCAAGCUGUGUCGUCACCGUAUGGGCGGGACUUCCUCUCCCGGCCAUGCUGUUUCCGACGUCGUCCGGAAGUCGGGUGCUGGUCCCGUUAGUAGCUGGCCGUUUGGUCGCCUCACAUCGCGCGGGUCCCUGCUCUUCCUCCUUAGGCGACCCCCGGGCAUCACCGCCGGCCCCCGACGAAGUGCACGUCGGGGAUCCCGUUGCCCUCGGCUCUCGUCUUCGGCUUGGCUCCCGCUCUGCUUCCCUGCCGAGCUUACCUGCUCCGCACGGGGCCGUGUGCCGGCUGCCCAUGGCGGGGGCUGCUCCGACCACGGCCUUUGGGCAGGCGGUUAUCGGCCCUCCGGGCUCGGGGAAGACGACGUACUGCCUGGGCAUGAGUGAGUUCCUGCGCGCGCUGGGCCGGCGUGUGGCGGUGGUGAACCUGGACCCGGCCAAUGAGGGGCUGCCGUACGAGUGCGCCGUGGACGUGGGCGAGCUGGUGGGGCUAGGCGACGUGAUGGACGCGUUGCAGCUGGGGCCCAACGGCGGCCUGCUGUACUGCAUGGAGUACCUGGAGGCCAACCUGGACUGGUUGCGUGCCAAGCUCGACCCCCUCCGCGGCCACUACUUCCUCUUCGACUGCCCUGGCCAAGUGGAGCUCUGCACGCACCACGGAGCCCUGCGCAGCAUCUUCUCCCACAUGGCGCAGUGGGACCUCAGGCUGACUGCUGUCCACCUGGUGGAUUCUCACUAUUGCACAGACCCUGCCAAGUUCAUUUCGGUGCUGUGUACCUCCCUGGCCACCAUGCUGCAUGUGGAGCUGCCCCAUGUCAACCUUCUCUCCAAGAUGGACCUCAUUGAACACUAUGGGAAGCUGGCCUUCAACCUGGACUACUACACAGAGGUCCUGGACCUCUCCUACCUGCUUGACCACCUGGCUUCUGAUCCUUUCUUCCGCCACUACCGUCAGCUCAAUGAGAAACUGGUGCAGCUCAUCGAAGACUACAGCCUGGUCUCCUUCAUCCCUCUCAACAUCCAGGACAAGGAAAGUAUCCAGAGGGUCCUGCAGGCUGUGGAUAAAGCCAAUGGCUACUGCUUUGGGGUCCAGGAGCAGCGGAGCCUGGAGGCCGUGAUGUCUGCCGCGAUGGGAGCUGACUUCCACUUCUCCUCCACCCUGGGCCUGCAGGAGAAGUACCUGGCGCCCUCAGAGCAGUCAGUGGAGCAGGAGGCCAUGCAGCUAUAGCAACAAGCUGAGCUGUGGAGAACAAGACACACAACCCAGCGCUGGGGAGAGUGGCGGCUCCCAGCGAGCAGCGGACAGCUCAGUGGCUGCAGAUCCCGGGGCAGCCCUCCCAGCCAGAGCUGGGAGACUGGCGAGGGGAUACUCAGCCUUGCGGAGUACUUCUGGCCAAAAGCCACACAUAGCCAAGCAGAGCACCAAUCAGCCUCAUGAACUCUGGGUGCUGCCACCAGGGAUUCAGCACUGGUCCCACUCGGGCUGUGAUGGAAUGUGCUACAAUGCAAGAGUUUAUCUUCUACUUUUUGUGGCUUCCAAACUUUCUUCAACCAUCCAGGCCGAGUGAGUUGGGAAUAUGGGAACAUCACCUUUCCUCAGAAGAGCCCUGUUUCUUCAUACUAUAGGGCCGUGUUUCCCCCAAAGCACGGGAUCAUACUAGAGGGUUGACUCUCGGUCCUCAGUUAUGCUCUUUGGUUAAUCUUCAGUUUUAACAGUGAACCUCAAACUUGAGGUCUCACAGACAGCACUUCCUAGCAGAUCUUGUAAUGUUUUAUUUUCAUUGUAUUUAUGUCACGGUUUUAUUGUUAUUUGACGUUAAGUGUUAACUAGUUUUCCGUUUAUAGUAGUGAUUAAAAGUUGACUUUAAAAUGAAA
This is a messenger RNA of Physeter macrocephalus (sperm whale), 1887 nucleotides long. It is a transcript of the gene GPN2, whose product is annotated as GPN-loop GTPase 2. The record is from RefSeq and is a predicted model, not a curated record. The transcript has 5 exons. Gene Ontology annotation, molecular function: GTPase activity. The coding region runs from base 65 to 1240 and encodes 391 amino acids. NCBI's taxonomy places the organism in Eukaryota, Metazoa, Chordata, Mammalia, Artiodactyla, Physeteridae. Gene Ontology annotation, cellular component: cytoplasm.